GUACAGUAUAGCCUCUGUAUACAACACCCUGCCUCCCAGCACAGUAUACCCCCUUUACACAACACCCCACCUCGCAGUACAGUAUACACUCUGAAUACAACACCGUCUCCCAGUACAGUAUACCCUCUGUAUACAACACCCUGCCUUCCAGGACAGUAUACCGUCUGCGUACAACACCCUGUCUGCCAGUACAGUAUACCCUCUGUACACAACUCCAUGUCUCCCAGUACAGGACACCCUCUGUUUACAUUAUCCCAUAUCCCAGUACAGUAUAUCCUAUGCGUACAACACCCUGUCUGCCAGUUCAGUAUACCCUCUGUAGACAACACCCUGCCUCCCAGUACAGUAUACCUACUGUAUACAGCACCCUGCCUCCCACUACAGUAUAUCUUCUGUAUACAACACCCCAACCCCCACUUACAGUAUACAUUCUGUUUACAACUCCCCGUUUCCCAGUACGAUAUACCCUAUGUACACAACAACCCAUCUCCCAGUACAGUAUAUCCUCUGUAUACAACACCCUGUCUCCCAGUACAGUAUAUUUUCUGUACACAACACCCCAUCUCCCAGCACAGUAUAGCCUCUGUAUACUACACCACCUCCCAGUACAAUAUACCCUGGGUAUACAUCACCCCAUAUCCCAGUACUGUAUAUCCUCUGUAUAUACAACACUCCAUCUUCCAGUACAGUAUACCCUCCGUAUACAUCAUCCCAUCUCCCAGUACAGUAUACCCGCUCUAUCCAACACCCUGUCUCCCAGUACAGUAUACCCUCUGUAUACAACACCCUGUCUCCCAGUACAGUAUACCCUCUGUAGACAACACCUCGCCUCCCAGUACAGUAUACCCUCUGUACACAACACCCCAUCUCCCAGUACAGUAUACCCUCUAUACACAACAUCCCGUCUCCCAGUACAGUAUACCAUCUGUAUACAACACCCCGUCUCCCAGUACAGUAUACCCUCUGUAAAGAACACCCCGUCUCCCAGAACAGUAUACCGUCUGUAUACAACACCCUGCCUCGCAGUACAGUAUACCCUCUGUACACAACACCCCGUCUCCCAGUACAGCAUACCAUCUGUAUACAACACCCUGUCUCCCAGUACAGUAUACCCUGUUUACACAACACCCAAUCUCCCAGUACAGUAUACCCUCUGUAUACAACACCGUCUCCCAGUACAGUAUACCCUCUAUAUACAACACCCCGUCUUCCAGGACAGUAUACCGUCUGCGUACAACACCCUGUCUGCCAGUACAGUAUACCCUCUGUACACAACUCCAUGUCUCCCAGUACAGGACACCCUCUGUAUACAUCACCCCAUAUCCCAGUACAGGAUAUCCUAUGCGUACAACACCCUGUCUGCCAGUACAGGAUACCCUCUGUUUACAUCACCCCAUAUCCCAGUACAGUAUAUCCUCUGUAAACAACACCCUGUCUCCCAGCACAGUAUACCUUCUGUAUACAACACCCUGUCUCCCAGUACAGUAUACCCACCGUAUACAACACCCUGCCUCCCAGUACAGUAUACCCACUGUAUACAUCACCCUGCCUCCCAGUACAGUAUAUCUUCUGUAUACAACACCCCAACUCCCACUUACAGUAUACAUUCUGUAUACAACUCCCUGUUUCCCAGUACGAUAUACACUCUGUACACAACACCCCAUUUCCCAGCACAGUAUACCCUCGGUAUACAACACCCCAUCUCCCAGUAUAGUAUACCCACUGUACACAACACCCCGUCUCCCAGUACAGUAUACACUCUGUAUACAACACCCCAUCUCCCAGUACAGUAUACCCUCUGUAUAGAACACCCCGUCUCCCAGAACAGUAUACCGUCUGUAUACAACACCCUGCCUCUCA
Chiloscyllium plagiosum (whitespotted bambooshark) is the source of this 1860-nucleotide messenger RNA. Lineage: Eukaryota; Metazoa; Chordata; Chondrichthyes; Orectolobiformes; Hemiscylliidae. The record is from RefSeq and is a predicted model, not a curated record.